AUGGCGGCCGUAGCCGCCGCAAACCCAUCCGCUGCGGCAAUCGCGCCGCCGUCAGCGUCGGCGCCGCCGGCGGCGGCGGAAGCGGGGGAGAGUGUGCGGCAGUUUCGGCUGGAGCGCGAGACGGAGCUGCGCGUCGAGGUGGAGUGGGACGCGAAGCUAACGGUGAAGCUUGUAUCGGGUGUUCACCUGGCACUGGUGCAAUCUGGAGGUGCGCGGGUGUAUUGGCAUAUCUCCCCUUCCCCUGCUUAUUCUAACCCUUCUCCCCGCUUCCACUCGCCUCCCCCCAACCCCCCCUUCUCCCCCUCAGGCGUUCACCUGGCACGGGUGCAGUCUGGAGGUGUUCACCUGGCAUGGGUGCAGACUGGAGGUGCGCGGGUCGCCAACAUUGCCCGAUGCCCUGUGUUCACCUGGCAUGGGUGCAGUCUAGAGGUGCGCGGGUCACCAACAUUGCCCGAUGCCAUGUAUGCAGCAGACGAGGUGAUGAGGUGCCAUGUAUGCUAUGUUGAGCAUGCGGCAAGUGGAGUGGAGUGGAGUGGAGUGGAGUGGAGUGGAGUGGAGUGGAGUCAGCUAGGAGCCUCGUACCUCCCCACCCACCUUGCUGUUUCCCCACCUUACCCCUCGCCAUCCCCUAAACCCAUGGUGAGCUACCUGAAUCUCCACGCGGUGCUGAAUGUGCGGCGAGUGGAGUCAGCUAGGAGCCUCAUGCGCGCCCAACCCGCCUGCUGUUUCCCCCCCUUACCUCACUCCCCCUUCCUCCCCCCCAGACCCCCAUGGGUCCUUCUAGUCGGCCCAACCGAUAGUGGCAAGUCCACACUAGCACGCAUGCUGCUGUGUUGGGCGGCCAGACAGCAAUGGCAUCCCACCUACGUGGAUCCAGACGUGCCCAGGGUACUGCUAGUUGGCCCCACUGACAGCGGCAAGUCAACCCUGGCCAGAAUGCUGCUGUGUUGGGCGGCCAGACAGCAAUGGCAUCCCACCUACGUGGAUCCAGACGUGCCCAGGGUACUGCUAGUUGGCCCCACUGACAGCGGCAAGUCAACCCUGGCCAGAAUGCUGCUGUGUUGGGCGGCCAGACAGCAAUGGCAUCCCACCUACGUGGAUCCAGACGUGGCUCACAGCAGUGUCACUGUCACUGUGCCUCCCGUGCGUGCUCCCUCUUCUCCCUUGUUCAGGGUACUGCUAGUUGGCCCCACUGACAGCGGCAAGUCAACCCUGGCCAGAAUGCUGCUGUGUUGGGCGGCCAGACAGCAAUGGCAUCCCACCUACGUGGAUCUAGACGUGGCUCACAGCAGUGUGACCGUGCCGGGGGCUGUAGCGGCCACGCCAGUGGAAGCACCCCUAGAAGCCAGUGCCAGGACGGUGGAGGAGGCACCCCUGGUGCUGUUCUACGGACACACCAACCCCAGGUUACUGGGUGUGUUGGCCCAAGGGCCACUGUUUCAUGCAGUAGGAUGGGCAGCAGCAGGGAUCAUAGCAAACAGCAUGGGAUGGGUGGAUGGGGCUGGUUACCAGGUGUGUGUUGAUGGGGCUGGUUACCAGGUAUGUGCUGAUGGGGCUGGUUACCAGGUAUGUGCUGAUGGGGCUGGUUACCAGGUAUGUGCUGAUGGGGCUGGUUACCAGCUGCUGCUGCACUCCAUUGAUGCCUUACGGGCCAACGUGGUGCUUGUGUUGGGGCAGGAGCGGCUCUACAGCAUGUUGUCGGAGCACUAUCGAAGCAAAGCAGCAGCUGCUACUGCGGAUGGUACCCCUGUCAGCCAUGCAGCAGCAGUGGAGGUGGUGAAGCUUGUGCGAUCUGGAGGUGCCGUGUCCCGCACUUCUAAGUUCAGGCAGCGGCUGAGGCAAGCAGUCAUCAAGGCGUACUUCUACGGGCCAGAGCGGCAGUUUUCACCUCAUUCGAGCACGGCCAGUUGGUCAGAGUACACGGUGCUGAGAGUAGGGGGAGGGCCGCAGGCACCACAGUCAGCGCUGCCCAUCGGAGCAGCCAGGGUUUCAGACCCGCUUCGCACUGCACCGGUGGUUCUUUCACGGGAGCUGGAGCAUCACGUGCUGGCAGUUUCGCAUGCUAAAGAGGAGAAGGACGCCGUUACUGGGAGCAUCGCUGGAUUCAUCUGCGUAACACAAGUGGAUAUUGCGAAGGGCAAGUUUAUGUUCAUAGCACCUAGUCCAGGGCCACUACCAGGGAAGAUUCUCCUCUUUGGCUCCUUGACCUGGGUGGAGUAA
Messenger RNA from Closterium sp. NIES-65, 2220 nucleotides. NCBI's taxonomy places the organism in Eukaryota, Viridiplantae, Streptophyta, Zygnematophyceae, Desmidiales, Closteriaceae. The record is from the annotation of a GenBank genome assembly.